Messenger RNA from Cucumis melo (muskmelon), 1315 nucleotides. RefSeq names its product mediator of RNA polymerase II transcription subunit 10b. NCBI's taxonomy places the organism in Eukaryota, Viridiplantae, Streptophyta, Magnoliopsida, Cucurbitales, Cucurbitaceae. Gene Ontology annotation, biological process: positive regulation of transcription by RNA polymerase II. Gene Ontology annotation, cellular component: mediator complex; chromatin. The coding region runs from base 194 to 763 and encodes 189 amino acids. The record is from RefSeq and is a predicted model, not a curated record. The transcript has 7 exons. Gene Ontology annotation, molecular function: transcription coregulator activity.
CCCACCGCUUAAGAAAGUUAGAUUUGGCAUUAAAUCCCCAAAUUAGACCUCUUUUGACAUUCCUCUUGGAUUCAAAGCUUUAAGCUUUCACGGGGUUAACAUUCCGCCCUAGCUUUCCCCUCCCCCCGCUCAAUUUUCUCCUCAAUCUUCUUCCAACAAAGCUCCAAGGUGUUUAAGAAGUGGGAAGAAGAUAAUGGAUUCGGCUCAAAAUGCAUCUUCAGCUGCUGGGACUGGUGGAAGCGGUGGCAAUGGAUCGGUUAUCAAUGAUACGUCAGUGUCAACUACAGUGGAUGAUUCAAAGCAGAACUUGAAUCAAGUAAUCAAUUCCAUUCAGAAAACUUUGGGUAUCCUCCAUCAGCUAAAUCUCACCGUUUCUAACUUCAAUGCCGCCUAUCAGCUACCUCUUUUACAACGCCUUAAUUCUCUAGUUUUGGAGCUAGAUAACAUGGUUAAAUUAUCAGAGAAAUGUCCCAUCCAGGUCCCUAUGGAGGUUCUUAAUUUGAUUGAUGAUGGGAAGAAUCCAGAUGAAUUCACGAGGGAUGUCUUAAAUAGUUGCAUUGCAAAAAAUCAGAGUACAAAAGGCAAAACCGAUGCGUUCAAGGGUUUACGGAAGCAUCUUUUGGAGGAACUCGAACAAACAUUUCCUGAUGAAGUUGAGUCUUAUAGAGAAAUUCGUGCUGCUUCUGCUGCCGAAGCAAAAAGGAUAGCGCAAGCACAAAGUAUGUUACCAAAUGGGGACAUGAAGGUUAAGAUGGAGGUUUAAAUGCCUUCUGCGAUAAUUAUCAGGGAGUUGGUUCUUAUUUUAUACUCAAUUAAGUCGACAUUGAAUUUUCUCACUCAAAAUAGACGAGGUGGCUGUGUCUUGGUUUCUCUACUCAAGACUGUUUGGGAGGUAACGUUGAAUUUGACGAUGGCUUAUGAAUCAAGACUGCAAAAGCCAUACUGGAUGAAACAUUAACUGGAACAACUAUCGUAUUCGUAUUCAUUGGGCCAAUCAAGACAGAAGAAUCACACAAUCCUCAAACGUUGAACUCUGGAUUUUAUUGGCAGUAUCCAACCCCAUUCAUUGUGUCUGAUUCAAGCUUUAUUUUACUUUCUGCUCAUUAGUAAAUGAAUCUUUAUGCAAAGCUGGAUUCUCACUUCUCUGUUAAUAAGUAUUGUAAAUUCGUAUACUAAUUCGUUGUCACAUCUAGAUAAACUCACUUUUUUUCACUAAAAGAUAAAUGUUGAACAUUUCAGCAGGAGGAACCUUGACUCAGUUGGCUGUCCUCUCAAUGAUGUAUUUGAAUGGGAAGUUUGGUGUGGCUUUUGUUGA